Messenger RNA from Pongo pygmaeus (Bornean orangutan), 5059 nucleotides. RefSeq lists its product as uncharacterized. The transcript has 3 exons. Lineage: Eukaryota; Metazoa; Chordata; Mammalia; Primates; Hominidae. The record is from RefSeq and is a predicted model, not a curated record. Bases 2483 to 2875 code for a protein of 130 amino acids.
GUGGCAGGCAUGGUAUGGCUCUGCAGGCUUUGUGUGGCAUGGUCCCCAGGAUACCACUCAGGGCACGCAGCUGGGCCAUGGAGCCCAGCAGCCAGGGUGCAGGUCGGGGCCUGCCCGUACCCACGGUGGGGCUCUGCAGUGGGGUCCCUCCUCAAGCCUCAGUUUCUUCAUCUGUCCCCGCCUUGUGGGAGAGUUCAGUGAUAGGAGCAGGUCCAGUGCACAGAGCAGGGGCACCUGGUCCAGGGCACCAGGCUAUUCAGACCCCUGCUCUACAGAUGGGACCAAGCCCUCUCAGAUGGCCGCCCGGGGCUUCAGCUCCAGGCUGGGCCAGGCUUUAUGGGAGAAGAGGCUCUGCCUUUCAGGGUGAGUGUGGGUUGUGGGUGGGACCCCCUUUCCUGCACAGAAUACCCAGGAUGGGACUCCCCAGUCCCGACUUAACUGAGGUGGGGUGGCCUCUAGGGGCCCUCCAGAGGCCAGUGAGCCCAACUCCACCCACUGGCCUUUCUGAUUGGGGGGACUGGGCAACGCCCCCCUACCCUCUUGAGAAACUUUUUUUUUUUAAUUUUUUAUUUUUUGAGACAGGGUCUUGCUCUGUCACCCAGGCUGUGAUGCAGUGGCGCGAUCAUAGCUCACUGCAACCUCGAGCUCCCAGGUUCAAGUGAUCUUCCCACCUCAGCCUCCGAGUAGCUGGAACUACAGGUGCACACCAACAAGCCCAGCUAAUUUUUUGUUUUUUAUAUUUUGUAGAUCCUGGGUUUUGCCAUGUUACCCAGGCUGGUCUUGCACUCUAGGGCUCAAGGGAACUGCCCGCCUCAGCCUCCCGAAGUGCUGGGGUUACAGGCGUGAGCCCCCAUGCCCAGCCAGGAAACUUUUUAAAUUUUAGUUUCUUUAUUAGUAUUUUAAAAACAAAAUAACUCAUGUUCCUGUAAUAGCUAACAUUUGAGUAAGGUAGAAGUGAGCGCUUGAGGCAGGCACUGUGACAUUUGGAAGCAGGUGGCUGUGCGGUUGGCGACCUCGGUUUUUCCCACGAGGCUGGUCUGCCACCGGCUGUGUUCUCGUCCCCAUCCUGGGCGUCUGCCUGUCGGCGUAUGUCACAUUGGCUUGUUCUCAUGGCUGCAUAGUGUCCUGCUGCCUGGAUGCACCACAGUCCUUCAGCCAGGCGCCACUGUGUGCCCCCACUGUGUGCCCUCUGUGUGCCCCCACUGUGCCCUCUGUGGGCAUUAACUCCAGGUACUCGGGCUGCAGGGUAGAGGAGGCAGCCAGGCCUCAGGCUGUGCCCAUCUGUGGCCUUAGGAGUCACAGCAGCUGCCUCUGAGAGGCCAACAGGUGUCAGGGCACCCAAGCCACCACUGUGUCCAGAACGGCAUUUCCACUUCACUGGCCAGGCCUAAAGUCCUGAGGGGCCUUUGCUCCAGGGACCCAGGGUGCCUCCCUCAACAGGGCAGGAACUAGGUCAGGAAUACCAUGGGGCACUGAAGGAGGACCCUCCCUCUAUCCCUGUAACCCUUCAUCCCUGUACCCCUCCAUCCCUGCAUCCCCGCACCCCUCCAUCUCUGCACCCCUCCAUCCCUGUACCCCAUCCCUGUACCCCUCCGUCCCCCAUCCCUGCACCCCUCCAUCCCUCCUUCGCUGUACCCCUCCAUCCUCCAUCUCUGCAUCCCUGCACCCCUCCAUCCUCCAUCCCUGUACCCUUACAUCCUACAUCCCUCCAUCCCUGCAUUCCUCCAUCGCAGCAUCCCUCCAUGCCUCCGUUCUCUGCAUCUUUCCACCCUAGUAUCCCUGCACCUCUGCGUCCCUCCAUUCCUACAUCCCUCUAUUUUUCCAUCCCUCCAUUCCUGUAUCCCUGUACUCUCCAUCCUCCAUCCCAGCAUCCCUCCACCCCUGCUCCCCACUCUCACUUCCCUUCCCUUCACAGACACGUUUUUCCUGCCAUCCUCAGACCCCGCCCACGGUUACCUGAUGCCUUUUCAGCUGCACACGGAGACUGACUCACCUCUCUCUUUCUCAGUCCCAAAGUCCCCAAAGAGAGCAUCUGAUGUGGCCAGCUUGUGACCAGGCGUCCACCUUCUGUCCAUGACACGGAGGCCAGGGGAGGGUCUCACUGCCCAGCACCCCACCCGGUGCUCCCAGGCCUUUUGAAUGUUCCUCCUGCUCAGCCCAGUGACUGUGGGCUGUGGCUCCUCCUUCAGCCUCCCCUCGAGGUCCUGGUCUUACUUAGGAGGCCCCAGGUGUAGAUCCGGCCCCACCCACCAGGCAUUGCCCCUUUUCCUGGCUUCACAGACUCAGGAAUAAAGUUUCCUUCUGUUUCCCCUCUUGCAGAAGGAGAUCCGGUUGGCAGCUAAACCGCGCUGGGAACAGGGGCUGAGUCCUGGACCAGGGCUCUUUCCCCGGGGCUGCUGCAGAUGGGGAGGAGCCUACACCCUCCUCCCGAGUGCUCACCUUGAUGAAAGGACUGUGCUAACCAGACCUCACAGGCUGGAGAAUGGCCAGUCAGCCUGAGGCCACCGCGGGACACCACCUAGGCCCAGCUUCUCCCCCCACCAGAGGGCGCCAGAGCCCGCCAAGGCUCGUAGGAGAUGGAAACAGGGCCUGCUGCCACCUAGCGGCCAAUUCCAGGAAUGAAUCUCGGCACCCUCAUUACCCAGCAACUCUGCCCAUCUUGACCCUUUAUGUGAACCAGAACAGCCGCUUCCCCCCUGAGCUGUCAGAAGGCGUCGUGCCUGUCUUGCUAGUGAGGAAACUGAGGCUCAGAGAGGCAGAAGACUUGCCCAAGAUCACACCACCAGGACCCAGGAUUCAAGCGCAGGCCUGCCCAGGCUCUCUGUGGCCUCCUGGCUGCAAGGAGGCAGCCAGGGACCAGGUGCCACCCUUCUGACGUGAGGCAAGGAAUGCCCGUCCCUUGGGCACGUCUAACUUGGUGAAGGUCCCACGGGUGGGUUGUGGCAUGGUUCCAGCUUGCCGGGUCUGGUGUGGGCAGCAGCUCUCUGCCUUGCCCCAAGUUGCUCGUGGGCGGCCCCAGCAGAGCCCACUGCAGCUUCACUCCCCUGCGUGCCGCCUGCCAGUCGGGGGUCCACUGCAUCCUAGGUCCUGGGCAAGUCCCCUCCCUUCCUGAAACCUUAGUUUCCUUCUCUGUGAAAUGGGGACGUGGCGGUGGUGGCACCUCCUACACCUGCUGAGAGCUAAGUGAAGUCGUGCGUGGGCAGUGCCCCUGCGAGGAGGACCCACCGGACCACACGGCUCAAGUGGCUCUGGAUUUCCUUGCAGACACCUGAGAUCCCAGGCCCAAGAGGAUUAAGGUGGGAUUACCUCGAGCGUGUCUGAAUGCUGGAGGAAGGGCAGCUGGGAGAUGAAGCUGUUAGGACGGGCCGCAUCCCAUUUCCUGCCUCGUUUCAAUUCAACUUUCCAACAGCCCUCCCUGGCUCGUCUUGCUCUCAUCUAAUGGACAAACAGGCUCAGAGAGGUGGUGUGACUUGCCCAAGGUCACUCAGCUUGGAUGCUGUGGAACAGGGACGUCCACUGUCCCAGUCUGUUUAUGGGAAGCCGCUCUGCAACUGUCCUGACCCACCACAUGUCCCACCGCUGUUUCUCUUGCCCUGACACCUCGUUCCCCGGACCAGGGUGGCACAGCUCCAGGCUUUUGGGCCCUUCCCGAUGGCAGGCACCUGUGACUAUGUCCCCAAAGACCUGAGUGGCUGAGGGGGCCCCACAGAGCUGGGGCUUCCUGGAGGACGAGGAGGGGUCUGCCAGCCACCCCCACCACCCCUGCCCCAGGGCUCCCCUGGAGCUUCCAUGCCAGCCAGACUCAGGUGGAUCUGGAGGAGCACCGUGCCUCCAAUCAGACCUUGAGAUGUGCCCCCUGCCCCCACCGUGCCCUCCCCGGCCCAGGACUCUGGUUGCAAGCCCUGACUAAGGGGAUUUUAUCUCCACCAGGGGACCAGUAGGUGGGAAGUGGCUUAAACAAUGCAGGUUUAUAAUCUCGCAGUUCUGGAGGUCAGGAGUCUGAAAUGGGCCUCACGGGGCUAAAAUCAAGGUGUCCGCAGGGCUGUGUUCCUUCUGGAGGCUCCAGGGGAGGAAGGGGAGGAUCCACUUCUGUGCCUUUCCAGCUUCUAAAGGCUGCCUGUGUUCCUUGGCUUGUGGCCCCUUGCUCCAUCUUCAAGCCAGCAGCAGAGGCCUGAGUCCUUCUCAUGCCGUCUCUCUGUUCUCUCUCCUGCCUCCUCCUCCACACUGAAGGACCCUUGUGAUCACACUGCCCACCCCCCCCCGAUGACCUGGGAUAAUCCAUCUCCCUGUUUGAAGGUCGGCUGAUUAGCAACCUUUAUUCCAUCUGCCUCCUUCAUUCCCCCGGCCAUGUAAUGGGAUUCACAGCUUCUGGGGAUUAGGACAUGGACAUCUUGUGGCGGGGGCAUAAUUCUGUUGACGACACCAAGAAACACUUGGAUGUUAAGGAUUCACCGAACACUGUUCAGGCUCCAGGUGCUGGGAGCAGCAGUGAACAAAGCCAACAGACACCGCCACCCUCAAGGAGUUCACGUUCAUGGGCGAGGGAACGGAUGAGAAACCCGGCAAUGAAAGUAAGUAGCAUAAUUGACUUGAAAAGUGCAGAGGAGAAAGAGAAGACAGAUGGAGAAUGACACCUGGCCCCUUCUCUAUUUCUUUAUUUGUUUCACUCUUGUUGCCCAGGCUGGAGUGCAGUGGCGCAAUCUCAGCUCACUGCAACCUCUGCCUCCCAGCUUCAAGUGAUUCUCCUGCCUCAGCCUCCCGAGUAGCUGGGAUUACAGGUGUGCACGCCCAGCUAAUUUUUUUUUUUUUUUUAGUAGAGACGGGGUUUCACCAUGUUGGCCAGGCUGGUCUCAAACUCCUGACCUCAGGUGAUCCACCUGCAUCGGCCUCCCAAAGUGCUGGGAUUCCAGGCAUGAGCCACCGUGCCCAGCCCCCCUUCUCUACUUCUAAGGUGACCCAGAUUCCUUUACUGCUUUCUGGCAAAUCCACCUCUGGCCAGGCGGUAGGCCGGUGACGCAGGGCUUGAAGGCCGUAAUGGGGACUUUUGUUUAAUGGUGAG